AUGGCUCCCAAGCAAAAGUCGCCCGUCUACGUCCUCGGCGUGGGCAUGACCAAGUUCAUCAAGCCCCGGGGCAAGGUCGACUACACCGAGCUGGGCUACGAGGCCGGCGUCAAGGCGCUGCUGGACGCGCACAUCAGCUACGACGACGUGGACCAGGGCAUCGCGUGCUACUGCUACGGCGACAGCACCUGCGGGCAGCGCGUCUUUUACCAGUUCGGGCUGACCAAGAUCCCCGUGUACAACGUCAACAACAACUGCUCGACGGGCUCGACGGGGCUGGCCAUGGGCCGCACGCUCAUCGCAAACGGCGCGGCCGACUGCGUCAUGGUGGUGGGCUUUGAGAAGAUGAACCCGGGCAGCCUGCAGAGCUUCUGGAAGGACCGCGAGAACCCGACGGGCACGACGGUCAAGAUGAUGGCCGAGACGAGAGGCGUCACGAACGCUCCGGGCGCGGCGCAGAUAGGACUUUGCGGAGAUUGCGCGUGUUAA
Molecule: messenger RNA, 489 nt
Organism: Trichoderma breve
Lineage: Eukaryota; Fungi; Ascomycota; Sordariomycetes; Hypocreales; Hypocreaceae
Exons: 2
Coding region: 1-489 (162 amino acids)
Molecular function (GO): acyltransferase activity, transferring groups other than amino-acyl groups
Source: RefSeq, a predicted model, not a curated record